Manis pentadactyla (Chinese pangolin) is the source of this 1023-nucleotide messenger RNA. RefSeq names its product somatostatin receptor 4 (gene SSTR4). Gene Ontology annotation, cellular component: neuron projection; membrane. The record is from RefSeq and is a predicted model, not a curated record. Gene Ontology annotation, molecular function: somatostatin receptor activity; neuropeptide binding. Gene Ontology annotation, biological process: neuropeptide signaling pathway; cellular response to glucocorticoid stimulus. NCBI's taxonomy places the organism in Eukaryota, Metazoa, Chordata, Mammalia, Pholidota, Manidae.
AUGUCCCUGCAGAGGGCCCUGAGGACGCACGUAGUGGGCCUGUUGGGCAACACCCUGGUCAUCAUAUUCGUGAUCCUGUGCGAUGCCAAGGUGAAGACGGCCACCAACAUCUACCUGCUCAACCUGGCCAUCACGGACGAGCUGUGUAUGCUAAGCGUGCUGUUCGUGGCCUCAUCAGCUGCCCUGCACCACUGGCCCUUUGGGUCAGUGCUGUGCUGUGCGGUGCUCAGUGUUGAUGGCCUCAACAUGUUCACCAGCGUCUUCUGCCUAAUGGUGCUCAGCGUGGACCGCUAUGUCGCCGUGGUGCACCCAUUGUGCGCCGCCACCUGCCGGAGGCCCCGCAUGGCCAAGCUCAUUAACCUGGGCAUGUGGCUGGCCUCCUUGCUGGUCACCCUGCCCCUUGCCAUCUUCGCCAACACCAGGCCAGCGUGGGGUGGCCAGGCCAUGGCCUGCAAUUUGCACUGGCCGCACCCGGCCUGGUCUGCAGCCUUCGUGGUCUAUAUGUUCCUACUGGGCUUCCUGCUGCCUGUUCUGGAUGGCCUGUGCUACCUGUUUAUUGUGGGCAAGAUGUGGGCGGUGGCCUUGAGGGCCAACUGGCAGCAGUGGAGGCACUUGGAGAAGAAGAUCACGAGGCUGGUGUUGACAGUGGUCUCCAUCUUUGUGCUCUGCUGGAUGCCUUUCUACAUGGUGCAGCUGCUGAACCUGUUUGUGACCAGCCUUGAUGCCACUGUCAACCACGUGUCCCUCAUCCUUGGCUACGCUAACAGCUGCGUCAACCCCAUCCUCUACAGCUUCCUCUCCGACAAUUUCCACUGCUCCUUCCAGCAUGUUCUGUGCCUGCGCUGCUGCCUGCUGGGUGCAGCUGGCUGGGCAGAGGAAGAGCCCCUGGACUACUACGCCACGGCUCUCAAGAGCAGAGGCGCGGCAAGAUGCAUAUGCCCACCGCUCCCCUGCCAGCAGAAGACAGUGCAACCGGAAGCCACCUGCAAUCACGUACCCCUCACUGGGACCACCACCUUCUGA